Molecule: messenger RNA, 1053 nt
Organism: Penicillium oxalicum
Lineage: Eukaryota; Fungi; Ascomycota; Eurotiomycetes; Eurotiales; Aspergillaceae
Product: SSH4 family protein
Exons: 1
Coding region: 1-1053 (350 amino acids)
Source: RefSeq, a predicted model, not a curated record
AUGGCGCAACCACCAAACUACCAGACGAAUCCCUUUUUCAACCACAACUACAACGACUCUGUCCCCCCACCGAGCUACGAUGACUCGCAGCAAGCCGUGGCAACAUCAUCAACACCAUCCAUGAGACAGGUCGCACCAAAUGCAUCAAAUCCAUCCAUCCAGCACCCAACAUCCACACCAGGAGAUCCUCCACCCUACCACAACUGGCAAGAAGCGGUCCCCGAUACCGCCGUCUUCCCACCACCUCCCAUCUCCGGCUACUACAGCUCUGGGACGGGAAACGCCUCGGCUGAUGAUGCUCAGCGCGCCCAUGACUUUUGCGAUCAUACUCCGCUCUGGCAGCCCGCCGUCCCCUCCACGCCCGUCUACCAGGCUGUGGCGCAGCACGACCUGCGGCCGGUCCAGCAACGGGAGUACCGAGGCCAACUUACCCCCACGGCGCCAGGCCGAUGGUUCGGUCGCACCAUGGACCGCAACGGUGACUGCUGUGUGCUCACCCAUCUGCCCUUAUACUUUGCGACGCAAGACUCGCCCUUUGUGACCGAGAAAACAAAAACAAUCUAUUUCGAGGUCAAACUGUUGGCUCUUCGCGCAGGUCCAGGUGGCGACGCGAGCGGCAUGGCAGUGGGCUUUGCCGCGCAGCCUUAUCCCUCCUGGCGCUCCCCCGGGUGGGAGCGCGGAAGUCUGGGAGUCUUUUCAGACGAUGGAUGUCGAUUCGUCAAUGACUCCUGGGGUGGGCGUGAUUUCACCGCCCCCUUUCGCGUCGGAGAGACCGUGGGGAUCGGGAUGACCAUGUCGCUACCGAAGGACCCCCUCAGGAUGGCGGAUGCAAUGUUCAGCACGAAGCGGACCUGUGCAGUAGAGGUGUUCUUCACACGAGAAGGCCGCAUGGCCGGAGGGUGGAAUCUGCAUGAGGAAGUCGACGCCGAUGCGGGAGGUGUCGAAGGUCUGGAGGGGGAUUUUGAUCUCUAUGGGGCGAUAGGUUUCUUUGGGGGGGUGGACUUUGAGGCGUGCUUUGAUCCGGCUGGCUGGCAAUGGAGGCCCACUGAGUAA